AUGACAAGCAACGGACCUGUCAUUGUCUACGAGUGGCUGAAGACCCUCCAGCUCGCCCAGUAUGUCGAGCCUUUCGUGGAUAAUGGUUACGACGAUCUGGAGGUGUGCAAACAAAUAGGAGACCCCGACCUGGAUGCCAUCGGCGUCUAUAUCCCUCACCACAGGCAGAGGAUUCACGACGCGGUUAGAAGGCUGAAGGAGGAAGCUAAAGAGACGGCCAGUGGACUGUACUUCACCCUGGAGCCGAUACCACCCGCAGCUGAGAUGUAUACAAGUCACAUGGUGGACCAGUAUGAGUCCAAACUGCGGGGAUCUAAGUCCUGGACCGAGCCCAACAGUGACAGGGUUGGGCGCACCGGUGGGUACAUGGGCGCACAGAGGAACCUGACGCUGGGCAACAGGAGGGAGCUGGUGAUUUACCCCAAGCUGAAGCUGAAGAUCAUGAUCAGGGAUAAACUCAUCAGAGAUGGCAUCAACCUUGCCAGGCCACCCUACUCUAAUAAGUCGAGCCAGCUAGCCAGCCCAACCACCCCCCUCAUCUACCCCCCUCGCACCCCCAAAGCAAACAGUGCCUCAUUCUACUUCACAUACACUUGGUCAAGGCCAAAUUCUUAUAACUGCAGUAGAUACCCUGAAAUAAGUACCAUCCUGAGGAUCCUCAAGGCGUUCAAGUGCGGUUGA
Scomber scombrus (Atlantic mackerel) is the source of this 681-nucleotide messenger RNA. Its product is annotated as sterile alpha motif domain-containing protein 5-like. The record is from RefSeq and is a predicted model, not a curated record. Bases 1 to 681 code for a protein of 226 amino acids. Lineage: Eukaryota; Metazoa; Chordata; Actinopteri; Scombriformes; Scombridae. Gene Ontology annotation, molecular function: protein binding. The transcript is spliced from 2 exons.